AGGAAUGCUAUAUUUGAAUCAGUAUAAGAAAUGGAAUGAUAAGAACUUAUAAUUUUCCCUAUAAGAAGUUAUGUAAUUCCCAUCAUGAAGAAAAGGAUCUCUCCACUGUGGAACCUAAUUCCACCUGCUAAGUGCCCGAGCUCACUGACUGCUAAUAGGAAUACAUUAAUGAAGGCAACACCUGAGAGGCCGCUCAAGGUCAAAGGCCUUCUCCAUCCUUCCCUUCCUUUCCAAAAACCUCAAGCUCAAUGUUUCUGGGCCUGUUUGGAAUAUUGGCAGGAUCUGGCAGCACUGGCUUUCUGGAACCUGUGACUUUUCCAGUGCAUGUGGUCAAUAUCCCCGUUUCCUGGACUCUUGCUGCAAACUGGAAGCAAAAGGAUGGACAGAAAUUAACCAGAGAGUUUCCUGCCCAGGAAAAAAUCCCCAGGAUGCUGAAAGCAAGGCACUGUGGCUUGGCCACAUAAGGGCAAGGUCUUUGACCUUGGGGGCACCUUGCUGAUUAACUGUCACCACCUUAGACCUGGAACCAGGAAGAGGUGGAUUCACUGUAGAUGCACACAUGGAGUGAUGUAAUAGAACUCACAGGCCAGGAGUCCCUGUCAUAAAUUGGCUAGCUGUAUACACCGACAGGGACACUCCCUUUGGAAAUAAAUAAGAACACUUUAUGCAAAAACUGUUCUCUGGAUGGCACAGAAUGAGUAUAAAUACUUCUGGGCUGCUGGUGUAAUCAUUAAUUUUGCAGUGAGUUGAAGACUGAGGCUCUGCCUACAGACCUCCAGCACAUCAAUGGUUUGAAAUUUCUCAGCUGCAUUAGUGAGAAGAACGGGUAGUCACAGGUGGUCCUGAAGUUCUCAAGGCCAACGCAGCCCCUCUUCCCCCAGUUUGCUCAUCCUUGCUCUGCAGGGCUGCACAGCCAGCUGUGAGCCCCACAGCCACCAACAUCUGAGUUUUAAUCCAGAUAAGUGAUCCACUUUGCAAAGCCACAGAGAUGGCCUGUCCCUGGAAUUUCCUGCGGAAGGCCAAAUCCCACCAGUACAACUUCACAGAGGGAAAGGACAUCAAUAACAACACAGCGAAAGCCAUUCAUAUCAUCCACAGCCCAGAAACACAGGAUGACCCCAAAUAUUGCAGCCCUAGCAAGCGCCAAAAUGGAUCCUCCCAGCCCCUUCUGGGGAUGGCUAAGACUCCAGAAUCCCAGAGCAAGCCACAUGAGCCUUCACAGACCUGCCCCCAGCACAUGAGGAUCAAAAACUGGGGCAGUGGGAUGAUUUUGCAAGACACACUCCACAACAAGGCCAAAACGAAUUUUACUUGCAAGUCCAAAUCUUGCCUGGGGUCCAUCAUGAACCCAAGAAGUUUGACCAGAGGACCCAGGGACAAGCCUACCCCUCUGGAUGAACUUCUACCUCAAGCUAUAGAAUUUGUCAACCAGUAUUAUGACUCCUUCAAAGAGGCAAAAAUAGAGGAACAUCUGGCCAGGGUGGAAGCAGUAACAAAGGAGAUAGAAACAACAGGAACCUACCAGCUGACAGGAGAUGAGCUCAUCUUCGCCACCAAGCUUGCCUGGCGUAACGCCCCCCGCUGCAUUGGGAGGAUCCAGUGGUCCAACCUGCAGGUCUUCGAUGCCCGCAGCUGUACCACAGCCCAGGAGAUGUUUGAACACAUCUGCAGACACCUGCGCUAUGCUACCAACAAUGGCAACAUCAGGUCGGCCAUCACCGUGUUCCCCCAGCGGACUGAUGGGAAGCGUGACUUCCGCAUCUGGAAUGCUCAGCUCAUCCGGUAUGCUGGCUACCAGAUGCCAGAUGGCACCAUCAGAGGGGACCCUGCCAACCUGGAGUUCACUCAGCUGUGCAUUGACCUGGGCUGGAAGCCCCACUACGGCCGCUUCGAUGUGCUGCCUCUGGUCCUGCAGGCUGACGGCCGUGACCCAGAACUCUUUGAAAUCCCACGGGAUCUUGUGCUUGAGGUGCCCAUGGAACAUCCCAAGUACGAGUGGUUCCAGGAGCUGGGGCUGAAGUGGUAUGCCCUGCCCGCAGUGGCCAACAUGCUGCUCGAGGUGGGUGGCCUCGAGUUCCCAGGGUGCCCCUUCAAUGGCUGGUACAUGGGCACAGAGAUUGGCGUCCGGGACUUCUGUGAUGCUCAGCGCUACAACAUCCUGGAGGAGGUGGGCAGGAGGAUGGGCCUGGAGACACACACACUGGCCUCCCUCUGGAAAGACCGCGCUGUCACGGAGAUCAACGUUGCUGUGCUCCAUAGCUUCCAGAAGCAGAAUGUGACCAUCAUGGACCACCACUCUGCAGCAGAGUCCUUCAUGAAACACAUGCAGAACGAGUACCGGACCCGUGGGGGCUGCCCAGCUGACUGGAUUUGGCUGGUCCCUCCAAUGUCGGGGAGCAUCACCCCCGUGUUUCACCAGGAGAUGCUGAACUACAUCCUGUCCCCAUUCUACUACUAUCAGGUGGACGCCUGGAAGACCCACGUGUGGCAGGACGAGAAGCGGAGACCCAGGAGACGAGAGAUCCCGUUCAGAGUCUUGGCGAGAGCUGUGCUCUUUGCCUCUGUGCUGAUGCACAAGACAAUGGCAUCCCGAGUCAGAGCCACAAUCCUCUUUGCCACGGAGACGGGAAAGUCAGAAGCGCUGGCCCAGGACCUGGGGGCCUUGUUCAGCUGUGCCUUCAAUCCCAAGGUUCUCUGCAUGGAUGAGUACAGGCUGAGCACGUUGGAGGAGGAGCAGCUGCUGCUGGUGGUGACCAGCACGUUUGGGAACGGAGACUGCCCUGGCAAUGGAGAGACACUGAAGAAAUCCCUCUUCAUCCUGAAAAAGCUCACCAACACCUUCAGGUAUGCUGUGUUCGGCCUUGGCUCCAGCAUGUAUCCUCGCUUCUGUGCCUUCGCUCAUGACAUCGACCUGAAGUUGUCCCAGCUGGGGGCCUCUCAGCUCACCCCAGUGGGGGAAGGGGAUGAGCUCAGCGGGCAGGAGGAUGCCUUCCGCACCUGGGCUGUGCAAACCUUCAAGGCAGCCUGUGAGGCAUUUGAUGUUCGAGGCAAACACCACAUCCAGAUCCCCAAGCUCUACACAUCCACCGUGACCUGGGAGCCACACCACUACAGGCUGGUGCAGGACUUGCAGCCUUUGGACCUCAACAAAGCCCUCAGUAGGCUGCAUGCCAAGGACGUGUUCACCAUGAGGCUCAAAUCUCAGCAGAAUCUUCAGAGUCCAAAAUCCAGCCGCACCACCCUCCUGGUGGAACUCUCCUGUGAGGACAGCCGAGGCCUGGCUUACCUGCCCGGGGAGCACCUUGGGGUUUUCCCAUGCAACCAGCCGGCCCUGGUCCAAGGCGUCUUGGAGCGAGUGGUGGACAGCCUAGGAGCCCACAACAUCAUGCGCCUUGAGGCCCUGGAUGACAGCGGGAGCUACUGGGUCAAGGCCAAGAGGCUGCCACCCUGCUCACUUAGCCAGGCCCUCACCUACUUCCUGGACAUCACCACCCCCCCAACCCAGCUGCAGCUCCAGAAGCUGGCCCGGCUGGCCACAGAACAGGCUGAGAGACAGAGACUGGAGACUCUGAGCCAGCCCUCAGAGUACAACAAAUGGAAGUUCACCAACAGCCCCACGUUCCUGGAGGUGCUGGAGGAGUUCCCGUCGCUGCGGGUGCCCGCUGCCUUCCUGCUCUCCCAGCUCCCCAUUCUGAAGCCCCGCUACUACUCCAUCAGCUCCUCCCCGGACCACACUCCCUCAGAGGUGCACCUCACGGUGGCCGUGGUCGCCUACCGCACCCAAGAUGCCCGGGGCCCCCUGCACCGUGGCGUGUGCAGUACAUGGCUCAGCAACUUGAAGCCCCAGGACCCGGUGCCCUGCUUUGUGCGGAGGGUCAGCAGCUUCCAGCUCCCCAAGGACCCCUCCCAUCCUUGCAUCCUCAUUGGGCCCGGCACAGGCAUCGCUCCCUUCCGAAGUUUCUGGCAGCAGCGUCUCCACAACUCUGAGCACAAAGGGCUCCAGGGUGGCCGAAUGACCCUGGUGUUUGGGUGUCGUCACCCAGACGAGGACCACAUCUAUAAGGAGGAGAUGCUGCAGAUGGCCCGGAAGGGGGUGCUGCAUGAAGUGCACACAGCCUACUCCAGGCUGCCUGGGAAACCCAAGGUCUAUGUUCAAGACAUCCUGCGGCAGCAGCUGGCUGGAGAGGUGCUCCGUGUGCUCCACGAGGAGCCAGGCCACCUCUAUGUGUGUGGGAACGUGCUCAUGGCCCAGGACGUGGCCUACACUCUGAAGCAGCUGGUGGCUGCCAAGCUGAACUUGAAUGAGGAGCAGGUUGAGGACUACUUCUUCCAGCUCAAGAGCCAGAAGCGCUAUCAUGAAGAUAUCUUUGGUGCUGUCUUUCCCUACGAGGUGAAGAAGGACCGGGCAGAGCGGCCACCUGGCGACAUCAAGCUCUGACAACCCAUGGAGAUGUUCGAGCUGCUGUCACUAAGUGUGAGCACAGAGUCGGCUCUGGAGCCAAAGUCAUCGGGCCUUAGGAGAGGGGGAAAAGUGACCACAGCCAGCCUCACAUCUUAGUUCCUAAGCUCCUCCCUCUCAAGCCCUUUACUCGACCUAAUACCAAGUAGCGUCCUGGACUGGUUGGAGCCACCUCUGUGCCUGAAGCCCACUCUUCCUGGCCCCUUGGAGAUGAAUCUGCCAUGCCAGGCCUGACCAGUGGGCGAGAGGAAGAUGAAACCUUCUUCUGACGGCAUCACUUUGAGUGGCCACCGGGGGGCGCUUGCAAUACACUCUGUAUGUAGCUGCCCCAUGUACAGUAUUUAUGCUUCUGUAUUUAAAAAACAUCCAUCUGCUCCCAAGAGCCACUUGAGCCUUCCUUGUAUGACUUCUUGAAGGAAAUAUUUAUGUGAAAUUCAUUUUAUUUUAACCACCUUGAAAGUGUGUGCCUGGCUAUUUUGUAGGGAGAGCCCCCCCAAUUUGUAUGGAAUGGGGUGUGCCACCACUAGGA
Heterocephalus glaber (naked mole-rat) is the source of this 4988-nucleotide messenger RNA. Lineage: Eukaryota; Metazoa; Chordata; Mammalia; Rodentia; Bathyergidae. The record is from RefSeq and is a predicted model, not a curated record.